Molecule: messenger RNA, 602 nt
Organism: Dendroctonus ponderosae (mountain pine beetle)
Lineage: Eukaryota; Metazoa; Arthropoda; Insecta; Coleoptera; Curculionidae
Product: adenosine 5'-monophosphoramidase HINT1-like
Exons: 3
Coding region: 52-513 (153 amino acids)
Biological process (GO): purine ribonucleotide catabolic process
Cellular component (GO): nucleus; cytoplasm
Molecular function (GO): hydrolase activity
Source: RefSeq, a predicted model, not a curated record
GCAACACACAACCAACUUGUUUUAUUUAUUUUUUUUUCAAAACCAUUCAAAAUGAGAGUAAUUUUACAAAAAGCUUUCAGAUUGACAUCGAUUGCAAAUGCUCGGAAAACAAUUUGUGCUCCACUCCAGAUGAGCAGCGAAGUGGAGAAAGCUACAAAAGCAAAAUUUGAUAAAAAUACUGAAACGAUAUUCGACAAGAUUAUUGCCAAAAAGAUUCCCGCUGAUAUUAUCUAUGAGGAUGAUCAAUGCUUGGCAUUUAACGAUGUGAAUCCUCAAGCACCGACUCACUUUCUUGUGAUUCCAAAAAAACCGAUUCCUAUGCUGGAUAAAUGUGAACAAAAUGAUCAAGAUAUCUUAGGGCAUCUUUUACUCGUAUCCAAGAAAUUAGCACAGCAAAGAUUGCCAAAUGGAUACCGUUUAGUUAUUAAUAAUGGAAAAGAGGGCUGCCAGUCCGUGUACCACCUACAUUUGCAUAUAUUAGGCGGACGACAAAUGAGCUGGCCACCUGGUUAAAUAAUUCGUGUUUGUUACAUAAGCUGUGAGGUAGAAGUUUGUAUGGUUCUUAUUAUAUAUUUUUGGAUUGUUUAGAGUCUACAGCGUUA